UUGAUCCGAAGGGCGGGGGGGGGGAGUGGAGAAGUUGGUGGGCGUUCAUUCUUUCCUACUCCAUUCCAGGUAAACAACGCUGGUGGAACCAACAACACAAACUGGCCAAAUCCUGAACUCGAUAUGGACUUGAGUAAUUUUGACUACAUUUUCAAUCUGAAUACUAAAAGCAUCAUACGGCUCUGUCAGCUAGCCCUACCGCAUUUGGCAGAGACAAAGGGUGAAAUUGUGAAUGUGAGCAGUAUCGCAGGCCAGCCGAACGGGGCGUCGGUAUCCUUUGCAUACUACAGUAUCGCAAAAGCGGCGCAGGACCAACUAACCCGUAAUCUGGCCGUUUACUAUAUCCAGAAAGGUGUUCGAGUGAACGGGAUAAGCCCAGGGAUGAUAUCAACAAAUAUCAUACAACGACAAGGAAUUCCACCAGAAGUCGCUAGGAAGGCAGAGCAAGCUGUUGCCUCAUCGCCUUCACGUGUGCCAAGUGGUCGCGCUGGAACCCCUGAUGAUGUGGCCGAGGCAAUUCUCUUCCUUGCCGAUAGGUACGCCAAAUAG
Messenger RNA from Cooperia oncophora, 549 nucleotides. Lineage: Eukaryota; Metazoa; Nematoda; Chromadorea; Rhabditida; Trichostrongylidae. The record is from the annotation of a GenBank genome assembly.